Rhinolophus ferrumequinum (greater horseshoe bat) is the source of this 2884-nucleotide messenger RNA. RefSeq names its product DEAD-box helicase 20 (gene DDX20). The record is from RefSeq and is a predicted model, not a curated record. NCBI's taxonomy places the organism in Eukaryota, Metazoa, Chordata, Mammalia, Chiroptera, Rhinolophidae. The coding region runs from base 64 to 2538 and encodes 824 amino acids. Gene Ontology annotation, cellular component: SMN complex. Gene Ontology annotation, biological process: spliceosomal snRNP assembly. Gene Ontology annotation, molecular function: RNA binding; RNA helicase activity; ATP binding. The transcript has 12 exons.
GGCGGCGACACACCGACUCCCCGCCCAGCCUCAAGUACCGCGAGAUCUGGCGGCGCGGCUGCCAUGGCGGCGGCGUUGGAAGCCCCAGCGGCUUUGGCUACCGUGGAGACCGUUACGCCCGCGGAGCCUAUGGCGGCCCAGGUCUCAGCCCCGGAGCCCACCCCCGGGCCGGCGCGGAGCCUGCGGACGGCUCACGACGUCAGCGGCCCGCGGACCCGCACGGGGGACGUGCUGCUGGCCGAGCCCGCGGACUUCGAGUCGCUGCUGCUGUCGCGACCGGUGCUGGAGGGGCUGCGGGAGGCCGGCUUCGAGCGGCCCUCGCCGGUGCAGCUCAAGGCCAUCCCGCUGGGGCGCUGCGGGCUCGAUUUAAUUGUUCAAGCGAAGUCUGGCACUGGGAAAACCUGUGUAUUCUCCACCAUUGCUUUGGACUCUCUUGUUCUUGAAAACUUAAGUACCCAGAUUUUGAUCUUGGCUCCUACAAGAGAAAUUGCUGUACAGAUACAUUCUGUUAUCACAGCCAUUGGAAUAAAAAUGGAAGGCUUAGAGUGUCAUGUCUUUAUUGGAGGGACUCCAUUAUCACAGGACAAAACUAGACUUAAAAAGUGUCAUAUUGCCGUUGGAUCUCCUGGCAGAAUUAAGCAACUGAUAGAACUUGACUACUUGAACCCAGGCAGUGUACGUCUCUUUAUUCUGGAUGAAGCAGAUAAGCUUUUAGAAGAAGGCAGCUUCCAGGAGCAAAUAAAUUGGAUUUAUUCUUCCUUGCCUGCCAGUAAACAGAUGUUGGCAGUAUCAGCUACUUACCCUGAAUUUUUGGCUAAUGCUUUGACAAAGUACAUGAGAGAUCCCACUUUUGUAAGACUCAAUUCCAGUGACCCAAGUCUCAUAGGUUUGAAGCAGUAUUACAAAGUUGUCAAUUCGUACCCUUUGGCCCAUAAGAUUUUUGAGGAAAAAGCUCAGCAUUUACAGGAACUGUUCAGCAGGAUUCCAUUUAAUCAAGCCUUGGUCUUUUCUAAUUUGCACAGCAGAGCACAACAUUUGGCCGAUAUCCUUUCUUCUAAAGGCUUUCCUGCAGAAUGCAUUUCAGGCAGCAUGAAUCAGAAUCAGCGUCUUGAUGCUAUGGCUAAACUGAAGCAGUUUCAUUGCAGAGUCCUCAUUUCCACAGAUUUGACUUCCCGUGGGAUUGAUGCUGAGAAGGUGAACCUGGUUGUAAACCUGGAUGUACCGUUGGAUUGGGAGACAUACAUGCACCGGAUUGGCAGAGCUGGCCGUUUUGGUACUUUGGGACUGGCUGUGACCUACUGUUGCCGGGGAGAAGAAGAAAAUAUGAUGAUGAAAAUUGCCCAGAAAUGUAAUAUCAACCUUCUGCCUUUACCAGAUACCAUUCCUCCUGGCCUGAUGGAAGACUGUUUGGAUUGGGAUGUGGAGGUGAAAGCCUCUGUGCAUACAUAUGGCUUAGAGAGUAUGCCUGCCAAGCCCCUAAAACAACAAAUGCCAAAACUAGAGAGAACCUCUCAAACUCAGAAAGCUCACAAUAACCACACGGCUUCAUCUAGAAUUACUUCUGCAUCUCCACUACUAGUCAAAUCAAAAAAUAACGCCAAACAAAAGCUUCCUGUGAAAAGUCACUCAGAGUGUGGAAUCAUAGAAAAAGCAGUAGCAGCAGAAACACUGGGCUGUACCCUACGCCCAGAAGAGCAAAUGAAGGAUGCUGUGCAGGCCCCUGGGGAAAACUCUGACAGCAGCCAGCACCAGGUCCCAGGAGACUUACCUGAGUCACUCCCCCAAAUUCCUUGUCUGUCUUCCUUUAAGACCCACGUGCCCUGCGCCAUGACUUUUGCAGAGUUGGUGGGGGAUUAUGAGCACUAUAUUAGAGAGGGGUUAGAGAAGUCUGUGGAAAUCAUCAGGCACUACGUGGGUCCUGGGGAUCAGACUGGGAAUCCUCGAAAUGGUUUUGUGAGAAAUAGAAUUACGGAAGAGAGAGUGCAGGCACUGGCAGGUGGGAGCCAGUCUGGGGACUCUCAGAGCGACAGCGAGUCCUGCAGCUCCAGGACUUCUUCCCAGAGCAAAGGAAAUAAGUCCUACGUGGAAGGCUCUUCAGAUACUCAGCUGAAAGACUUGGAAUCUACCCUUGCCGAUGGCCAUUUCUCUGUAGAACAACCUCUGCAUGGAAAUGACACCCCUAAUCUAGAAGCGUAUCAAGAAUCCCCUGAAAUCCAAAUAAAGGCAAGGCAUAAGGAGGGGGUGAACCAGAGAGCUAAGCAGAGCCGGAGAAGCCUUCCGAGGCGGUCUUCCUGUCGGUGGCGGGCAGAACCCCGGGAAGAGGGUUGGUAUGACCACCCCCGGGAACCACCUGUGAGCUUUUCCGGUACCUAUCAGGAUUACGAGGAGUACUGGCGAGCGUACUACAGGGCAUGGCAGGACUACUACGCCACUGCCGCCCAGUCCUAUUACUGGAACGCUCAGCGGCAUCCAGGUUGGAUGGUGGCCUAUCACAUGAACACUGUGUACCUACAAGAAAUGAUGCGUGGCCACCAGUGAUCGUCGCAGGCUGUCCUCAGACCAUCUGGAAAUGUCCGCACGUGAUACUUUUGGAUAGCCACCCUCCUUGACCUACAGUAGACUGGCAUAUAGUGGCAUUUUUGAGGAACGUGGAAAGUCGUGAGGCUUUCUGCUGGGGUCCAUCUAUUUUUCAGAUUGUUGUGACCUAAGUCAAACCUUAAUUUUUAAAGAAACUUCAUAGAUCAGAUUUUAGAAAGAAAUUUUUUGGGAUGUAGAGCUAAAGGUCCCAGUUGUGCCAUUUUUCUAUAAGCCAUUCCAAAAUGAAACGUUUGAAAAGACUUAUACCACUGCUUGCUUUAAAAAAAUAAAAACAGCUGAGAUUUGA